UAGUUGACGUGACCCUUCUUCCCAGUCGGAGGGAUUCCGGGACGCGCGGCUUGUUGAGCCACGACUCACGAAGCUCAAGGGUCGAGCCUCCUAGGCUGGACAGCCUGGGAAAAGGAAUUCGACUUUUGUUUUAGCAUUUUCUGUGCAUCUGCUUUAUUCGUAACUCCGGCUUCCCAUUGGAGAUCAGCGUAACUUAAUUUGUUGAUAAAGCCUCUACAGAGAACAGUUACCACACUCAUGGCGGGGAUUUUACGCUCAAUAGUUCAGAGGCCCCCGGGCAGACUACAAACUGUGACAAAAGGUGUGGAGUCUCUCGUUUGUACAGAUUGGAUUCGUCACAAAUUUACCAAGUCAAGAAUUCCAGAUAAAGUGUUUCAGCCUUCACCUGCAGAUCAUGAAAAAUAUGGUGGGGAUCCACAGCACCCUCAUAAACUGCAUAUUGUUACCAGGAUCAAAAGUACAAAAAGACGUCCAUAUUGGGAAAAAGAUAUAAUAAAGAUGCUUGGAUUAGAAAAAGCACACACUCCCCAAGUUCACAAGAACAUCCCUUCAGUGAAUGCCAAACUGAAAGUGGUGAAACAUUUGAUAAGAAUCAAGCCCCUGAGGUUGCCGCAAGGACUUCCAGCAGAGGAGGACAUGGCUCACACGUGCCUGAAGAGCACUGGGGAGUUAGUCGUGCGGUGGCGUCUAAGCCCCGUGGACCAGGACACAACUAGUCCUAAUGCCAGAGUGGUUUCAGAUUAACACGUGCAAAUCCUUUUUAUGUAAAGAUGGUGAGAAAGUGUUCUCAUUAAAAUAUAUUAUAGAUGCCAGUCAUUUUCGCUGAAUAAACACAGUGUGGUUCUUUCUUCCUAUAGUCUUGGCGGUUGUGGUGCCACCUGGGGGACAAUGGCAUCGUUUGAACAUGUAGGUUCCAGUGUCACCUUAGUAAUCACACAGCAGGAUAAAAUUUUCAAGGGUCCAAGUGAUUGAAGCAUAAUCACUCUUUUUAUGUAUAUAUACACAUAUGUCAAAAUCUGUUUUCUGCAUCCAAACUUCUUUUCUCUUAAUUAAUUUUAAGACUGUAGCCAAAUAUUUAAGUUAGUUAAUGAAGAAUCCUUGGAAGUCUGGACAGUUUAUAAAUAAGAAACCGAUACAAGGGUGGCCGGUUAGCUCAGUUGGUUAGAGCGUGGUGCUGGUAGCACCAAGGUUGCCGGUUCGAUCCCCACAUGGGCCACUGUGAGCUGUGCCCUCCUUAAAAAAAAAAGAAAGAAAGAAACAGAUACAAAAUAGUCACUAAAUAAACUUUUUGUCCCUGUUAGAAUGGCAGUCGAUUAACAAAUGUUGAAAAUGCCUUUGAAUAAUUUUGUUUAUGGUUCUUUCUGUCUCAGAAUUAUUAAAAUAAUAUGAAGUAAA
This is a messenger RNA of Rhinolophus ferrumequinum (greater horseshoe bat), 1395 nucleotides long. It is a transcript of the gene MRPL30, whose product is annotated as mitochondrial ribosomal protein L30. Gene Ontology annotation, molecular function: structural constituent of ribosome. Gene Ontology annotation, biological process: translation. The transcript has 6 exons. Gene Ontology annotation, cellular component: large ribosomal subunit; mitochondrion. NCBI's taxonomy places the organism in Eukaryota, Metazoa, Chordata, Mammalia, Chiroptera, Rhinolophidae. Bases 238 to 744 code for a protein of 168 amino acids. The record is from RefSeq and is a predicted model, not a curated record.